Exophiala bonariae is the source of this 2490-nucleotide messenger RNA. RefSeq lists its product as uncharacterized. The transcript has 2 exons. Gene Ontology annotation, molecular function: beta-glucosidase activity. Lineage: Eukaryota; Fungi; Ascomycota; Eurotiomycetes; Chaetothyriales; Herpotrichiellaceae. Gene Ontology annotation, biological process: glucan catabolic process. The record is from RefSeq and is a predicted model, not a curated record. The coding region runs from base 1 to 2490 and encodes 829 amino acids.
AUGGAUAUCGAGCAUACUCUUUCGGAAUUGACACUCGAGGAGAAAGUAGGCCUGCUUUCUGGUGUUGAUUUUUGGCACACCAAGGCUAUUCCACGAUUGAAUAUUCCAGCGCUGCGCAUGUCAGAUGGACCUAAUGGAAUUCGCGGUUCUCGACUAUUCAACGGUGUCCCAGCUGCUUGUUUCCCUUGUGGUACAGCGCUUGGAGCAACAUGGGACACUGCACUCCUGCGUACUGCGGGAGAAAUGAUGGGAAGGGAAGCGAUCGCAAAGUGUGUCUCAAUCGUGCUCGGGCCGACUAUCAAUAUUCAGAGGACACCACUGGGUGGCCGAGGUUUCGAAAGCUACAGCGAAGAUCCUGUGCUGUCUGGAGACCUAGCUGCCGCGUUGGUAGUUGGCAUUCAAUCAACGGGAGUUAUUGCCGCAAUAAAGCAUUUUGUUUGCAAUGACCAAGAAGAGAAGAGACAGAGGUCGAACUCAAUCAUCACUGCCAGAGCUCUGAGGGAAGUUUAUCUGAUGCCUUUUCAGAUUGCAGAGAAAAAGGCAAAGCCGAAAGCUUACAUGACGGCUUAUAACAAGGUAAAUGGUGUUCACGCCAGCGAAAAUACGCAACUGUUACGGGAUAUUCUUCGAGGUGAAUGGAAGUUUGACGGUUUGGUCUUGAGUGAUUGGUAUGGAACAUAUUCUGUCGCCGAGGCGUUAAGUGCUGGUCUCGAUAUCGAAAUGCCCGGCCCAAGUCGUUGGCGUGGUUCGUUAGCGCAGCUGUCCGUCAGCUCUGGUAAAAUUACAGAGUCUGUAAUUGAUGACCGCGUGCGCGCAGUACUGAGAACCAUAGAUCGAGUGGCACCUCUUGGGAUCAAAGACUUCGCCUCCGAAGGCACGAUUGAUAAUCCUGAAACAGAAGCGAAGUUGCGCGACAUUGCAGUUUCCAGCAUUGUUCUUCUGAAGAAUUCAGGAAAAGUACUUCCUUUGUCGGAACACAAAACUACUGCUGUAAUCGGACCCAACGCCAUGCUGGCAGCAUAUAGUGGAGGUGGCUCAGCACAGUUACGCCCGCAUCGUGCAGUCAGUCCAUUCGAGGGCAUUCGGGCUCGAGCGAAGUCAGUGAGAUAUGCUCAGGGCGCCACGAACUAUAAAAAACUGCCGAUGCUUUCCAACAUUACGUUCAUUCAUCCCAAUAAUACACCAGGUAUGGAAAUGCGAGUCUAUCAUGAUCCGCCAUCUGUACAAAAUCGAAGAUUAGUAGAAGCAUUCAAUAUCACGGACUCUAGCUGCUUCUUGAACGACUAUACGCAUCCGACGCUUCACACCAACUUAUUUUAUGUCGAAGUUGAGGGUAUGCUCAUGCCAGAAGCAGAUUCGGUGUACCUUUUCUCUCUAACCGUGAAUGGAACGGCUAAGCUGUAUGUUAAUGGAAAGCUCGUUGUUGACAACGAGACUAAACAGCAACCUGGUGACUCCUUCUUUGGGUCGGGCACGGCGGAAGAGAUUGGCAGUAUGGCCCUUCAUAAAGGCGAGGAAUACAAAAUCCUUGUCCAGUUUGCUACUGCCCCAACUUCAAAAGUGCGGAAGACGGGUGCCACACAGAUGGGCUUGGGUGGUUUGCAGAUUGGAGGUUGUCCGGUUACUGACGCUGAGUCUUUGCUCUUUGAUGCAGUCAAUCUGGCAAAAGAAGUCGAUCAGGUGAUUGUUUGCAUUGGCUUAAAUUCCGAAUGGGAAUCAGAAGGCUGGGAUCGACAAAAUAUGGACCUCCCGCCUGGCUCGAAUGCUCUGGUAAACGCGAUUGCGGAGGUCAAUCCCAAUCUGGUAGUAAUAAAUCAAUCAGGGACCCCUGUCACUAUGCCCUGGGUCCGGAACGUACCUGCAAUUCUCCAAGCUUGGUACGGAGGCAACGAAACAGGAAAUGCUAUUGCUGAUGUGCUUUUUGGACAUGCCAACCCUGGGGGGAAGCUACCGCUGAGCUGGCCAAUCAGGGUUCAAGACAACCCUGCAUUUGUGAACACUCAAUUGGAAGAUGGGAAUGUUACUUAUGGAGAGGGCAUCUACGUCGGCUAUCGAUGGUACGACAAAAUUGACCGCGAAAUUUUGUUUCCCUUCGGUCAUGGGUUAUCAUACACAGAGUUUCAGAUGUCUCAGCUCUCCGUUGAGGCAUACGCACCAGUAUCGGCGAAAGUCUCUGGCAAUGUUGCCAACAUUGGUCAUCGAAGCGGCUCGGAGGUUGUUCAGGUCUAUUUGUGCUUUCCAACAUCAAUGGUGCCUAGACCAGUCAAGGAAUUGAAAGCCUUUACGAAGCUACUGGUCGCCAGUGGGGAGACUGAGAAGUUCGAAAUUGAACUUGAUCUGAAAUACGCGUGCAGCUACUGGAGCGAGCUGGCAAAUGCAUGGGUACUUGAAAAAGGGACAUACCAUGUUCUGGUGGGCAGCUCUAGUCAAAAAAUCACAUUGGCAGGGACUUUUGAUGUGGCUGUAACCUCAACUUGGACAGGCAUCUGA